Molecule: messenger RNA, 393 nt
Organism: Staurois parvus
Lineage: Eukaryota; Metazoa; Chordata; Amphibia; Anura; Ranidae
Source: the annotation of a GenBank genome assembly
GCUGUUGUCCACGGCAACUCACGAUGUCCCUCCAAUCACAGCUCUCUGGUUCCCUGUGAGGUGGCCUGGGCGGGAGAGUCCCUCCAGGAUUUAUCUUCUAUUAGGGUUCUAUCGCUGAUCCCUCCAGGAGCUCCAGGGAUCAAGGUGCUGGGCUGUGUCAUGCAGUACUGUGCAGAGCUACUCCUCCAGGAUCAAGGUGCUGGGCUUUGCCGUGCAGUACUGUGCAGAGCUACUCCAGGAUCAAGGUGCUGGGCUGUGCCGUGCAGUACUGUGCAGAGCUACUCCAGGAUCAAGGUGCUGGGCUGUGCCGUGCAGUACUGCGCAGAGCUACUCCUCCAGGAUCAAGGUGCUGGGCUGUGCCUUGCAGUGCUGCGCAGAGCUACUCCUCCAGGA